UGGCAUCAGCCGUUUGGGUCACUACGACAUGGGCAUGAGACACUGCGCGUCGGACAUUCGGCUCAACGUACCAUCUCGGCCUAGUCCAUCUUAAAUCAAGCCAUCUAAAAGGGCCCAGCAUCGUCAACUAUCAUCACUUUCUCUUACUUCUUUGCUACUGCUCUUACUUUCCUUCAUUUGGCUCUCGUUCAUUCGUUACAUCUUAGGCCGGCCUAAGUCAUUCGUUUAUUCUUUCUUCACGGCUUGUCAUUCAUUUCUCUAUUCAACAUGCGUCUGCAAAGUAUUGCUGCCGUUUUGGCUGUUGCCGCUACGGCUUCUGCUCAGAGCGUUUCGGGCAAGGCCUAUGGUUUUGCUGCUGGUGUUACUGGUGGUGAGGGAGAGGCUGUCACGCCUUCUUCUGCUGAGGAGCUUGCUAAGCUUCUUGCUGAUGAUACUCCUCGUGUUAUUUAUCUUGAUAAGGAGUUUGACUUUACUGGAGAUGUUAAGACUGGUGCUGGCUGUGAUCGCAAGAGCUGCAGUGCCAGCAAUGGUGGACAGCUUUACCUCGGUGAUCUUUCUUGCGGCGGUGAUGAUAAUGUUGCCGUUAGUUCCAUCACCUACGACGCUGCUGGCCCUGAGCCCCUUCCCGUUGGCAGCAACAAGAGUAUUCUAGGCAACGGAAAGGCUGUCCUGAAGGGCAAGGGUCUCUCCAUCAAGAAGGGAUCCAAGAACGUCAUUGUCCAGGGCAUUGAGUUCACCGACAUCAACCCUGGUGUCGUAUGGGGCGGCGACGCUCUCGAGCUCAAGGGUCUUAACGAUGGUGUCUGGAUCGAUCACUGCAAGUUCUCCAAGGUCGGCCGCAUGUUCAUUGUCUCCCACUACGACGGCUCCCGCCUCACCAUCUCCAACUCCGAAUUCGACGGUGUCACCGACACUUCCGCCUCUUGCAACGGCAACCACUACUGGACUAUGAUGUUCUACGGUGAGGGUGACCAGGUCACUCUUGACCGCAACCACUUCCACGAUGUCGCUGGCCGAGCUCCCAAGCUUGGUGAGCCUGGUACCAACGGUUACUUCCACGCUACCAACAACUACUUCCAGAACAUGAAGGGCCAUGCCUUUGAUGCUUACCAGGGAGCUAACGCCAUCAUUGAGGGUAACGUUUUUGACGGUGUCGACACUCCUGUUACUAAGGAGGCUGCUUCCGUCAACACCCUCUUCAUUGCUGAUGAGAGCGAUGCUUCUGCUUGUCAAUCUGCUCUUGGCCGUGCGUGCGUGCCCAACUCUGCUACCAGCAGCGGUGACCUUCCCUCUAUGAAGGGCGAGAGCGGUCUCAACGCUGUUGCAAAGAACAAGGACAACAUCAUCACCCCCGUCUCUGCCAGCGAAGUCGCUGCUCUUGUCCUUGGUAGCGUUGGACCUGCUAACGUCGGUUCCGGUUCCAACACUGGAUCUGGUUCUGGUUCCACCCCAUCUCAGAGCCCUGAGUCCGGAGAUGAUGCCACCGAGACCACUCCCGCUACACCUGAGACUACUCCCGAGAGCACCCCCGAAACCGCCCCCGAGACCACUCCUGAGGCUGUCAACGAGCAAGAGGCCAUCCCUGAGGAGACUGAGACUGAGACUGUCGCUACCGACGACUGCGAGGAGGAGGCCGAGGAGGAGCCCCUCCCUACCGGCGACUGCGACGAUGAGAUCGAGGCCGCUUCCGAUGCUUCAUCCGAGACCCCCGAGAAGGAGGAGACCUCUUCCGCCGGUUCCUCCACCGCUCAGAUGUACGGUCAGUGCGGUGGGAAGAACUGGACUGGUGCUACCACAUGCCCUUCUGGCUCUUCUUGCAAGAAGAUGAACGACUAUUACUCUCAGUGCAUUGGCUCCAACAGCCGCGUUCGCCGCUACGUUCAGUAAAGAGCGUUGAUGGUAGUGAAAUCGCGACGCGACGCGAUGGAACUUUUCUUGUAAUUAUUAUCAUUUAUUUACUCACCUCGAUGUCGAGCAAUGAAGAGUAUAUAGCAAUUAUAUGGGCACAGAACCCAACUUUUAAAGUCUUGUUCUCUUGCAAAGUGUCAAGUUGGUGAAAACCGAGACAGGCAAAGCCUUAGCGCGACGCGACGCGUUCACCCAGUGUGAGGCUACCCUGUAGAGCAACAGGAUUGGCA
Molecule: messenger RNA, 2138 nt
Organism: Fusarium redolens
Lineage: Eukaryota; Fungi; Ascomycota; Sordariomycetes; Hypocreales; Nectriaceae
Product: pectin lyase fold/virulence factor
Exons: 2
Coding region: 268-1887 (539 amino acids)
Biological process (GO): carbohydrate metabolic process
Cellular component (GO): extracellular region
Molecular function (GO): pectate lyase activity; cellulose binding
Source: RefSeq, a predicted model, not a curated record